AUGAUAAAUACUGUAAUUGAAACUAUUAAUGAAAUCACUACCAAUUAUGAAUCCUUUCAUGACCAGUUGGACCAAAUAACUGAGAUGAGUUCUGUGAUACCAUUAAUAUCUGAACAAUUUGCUGGCCCAUCUGUAUCUAUGUCCAAUUUUUCUCAAAGAUCUUCUGGUUCUUCUCUGGAUUCUUCUAGUGACUCAAGUCAAUUAUCUUUUUUUGAUAUUACCUCAACAACCAGAAACUACUUUAAAAUUCUUUUUGAUAAGAUUAUGAUAGACAAUAAUUAUUCUUUAGACAAUAUGUGUAAUAUGAUGUCUGUUGAGAUUCAUAGUCUUGGGAUGGGAAAGAUUGUAAAUGACGAAGUUAGAAAUCAAAUUUCCAAAGAGGUUAGUGAUGAUGCACUUAGAAAGAAAACAGAACGAGCACGAAAAAUUUACAACCUUUUUGACGCCAUUGGUGAGGAUAAAAUAGUUUGUAUAACCGAUGGUGUGAUAAAAUCGGGAUCUGAUUGUACAUAUAAAACGUUUCACGUUUUUUAUUCAACACGCGACAAAAAUUAUCCAAUGUCCAAGCCUGCGAAUUCUCCCACUUUAGUUGAAAGUUUAAACCUUUGUCAUACAGCAUAUUGGAUUCGCGACCCAAACUCGGGGAGAAGUUUGAUCGAUUGGGACAUAUACUUUAUCGAAACUAAUCCUGGAUGCACAAAAGAGGAAGCGCAUCGAUCCUUAAGUCUUGAGCUUGGUAUCCUCCUUAAAAAUAUACCAAGAAGGAGUAAUCUUUUUGCCAAGGCGACCACCUUGAAAAAUGCUUUAGAGGUCAACCUUUCUUUUUAUUAUAGGUGCAUAUACCAUGCUCCGCAGUCGUGUUCUGAGCGAUUCGUUCGCACAAGGCAACUCGUGUUGUUGCCUGAAAAUAGUAACAAUGAUCCUGUAAAUACUUUAUUAUGGGGAAAUCACGGAAAGAUAUCAACGCUAGCCGUCAUGGAUCGAAUAAAUAAGCGAGAAAUUCGAAGCGUUGCUAUACAAGAGGAAACGGAGCGAUAUAAAUCUGAACAGGAAUAUAUAAGUCAUAGGUUAGAGGGCCGAACUCGUGAAGAUCUCGAAAUCACUAGCAAUGAUUACGCUAGUGAGCCUAAUAUAACACCCAUUCAGGAAGAACCAUCACCAGGGACUGAUUAUUAUGAAUCGAUAAACAAAAAUGAUACGCAAAACGAUGGAUUUCAAACCCCCCCUCAUCAAAUUGUCAGUAACACAUACAACCCGGAAAUUUCAAUUGACGAAAAUAUACUAAGAAUGUCUGCUAUGAGUUUAGCCAAGCUGGAUGAAUCCAAGCAAAAUAAUCCAUUUUCUUACACGAUUGAUGAUGUAAUGGAUAUUCGAGGGGAAGGCGGGUUUUCUAAAUUUUUGUCAGUUGAUGAUUACAUAAAAUUAUUAUCAAAAAAACCAAAGAGGAAUGUUGAAUUGCCAGAAGGUUGGCGUGAUAUUAUUGAAGAGUAUUUUAAGGAAACGACCGAAAAUGGGUCGAUAAAAAAUAUAUCAGACUGGAUCCGUAUUACAGAAGAGUUGGGAGUUGUAAAAGAGGAGGAUAAAGAGCUAAUAAAAAUAAAAAAAUGUUUAAAUCGAGUUAUGCUUCCAUUGAUCGAAUCAUUCUCAAAACCGGUCCCAGAUAUUAGUGCUCCAAACAGCAGUGAGCAUCAUUAUUGGUCAGAAUUUGGACAUCGUUUUUUCUCAAGGGCAUUACAAGAAUUUGUAGGUCUUGAUUGGAGGGCCAUGGAAGUUCCCGUACAGGCCUCGAAGUAUCGAAAAAAUUAUGGAUAUAAUCAUAUCUUAGACAGAGUAGUUGAUGGAAAAUCUGCGGACUUGUUGGCGUGGAUGUGGAAAACGGGUGAAGAAAUUUUUGUCGGAGAACAAGCCGGACCCCCCACUCAAUGUGAUUUAACAAAACUAGCAACCGAUUCUUUUAAAUUGUAUAGAGAAAUGAGAGAUUGUUUAAAUGUUAGAAUUUUACGGGCCAUGGGAAAGGGUGACAUGAAUUACAAUAAUCGGUCUGUUUUCGGAAUAUUGGGUUAUCUCUUCGAAAUCAAAAUGCUUAUAAUGUGGAAAGAUGGAGUAUAUGUAUAUGAAGAAUAUGGAAGUUUAAACAUUGCUUCUAAUCCAAAUAUGAUUUCAGAGAUGAAAUCAGGUAUACUAAGGUUAUUGGAAUUUAUGAUGAUCAUUAAAGUAGAAACAAAAAAUAACGUGACAACAGAACAUGAUGCUGAUUCUGUACAGAUUUUGAAAAGGAAAUUUAAUGAAAUUAUUCAAACAAAGCCAUCACCUUCGAAAGUCACGAAGAGAUAA
Messenger RNA from Cetraspora pellucida, 2334 nucleotides. Lineage: Eukaryota; Fungi; Glomeromycota; Glomeromycetes; Diversisporales; Gigasporaceae. The record is from the annotation of a GenBank genome assembly.